Erinaceus europaeus (western European hedgehog) is the source of this 2887-nucleotide messenger RNA. RefSeq names its product ectonucleoside triphosphate diphosphohydrolase 1 (gene ENTPD1). The transcript has 10 exons. Bases 174 to 1706 code for a protein of 510 amino acids. Gene Ontology annotation, cellular component: plasma membrane. The record is from RefSeq and is a predicted model, not a curated record. Gene Ontology annotation, biological process: nucleoside diphosphate catabolic process. Gene Ontology annotation, molecular function: UDP phosphatase activity; GDP phosphatase activity. NCBI's taxonomy places the organism in Eukaryota, Metazoa, Chordata, Mammalia, Eulipotyphla, Erinaceidae.
CUUAGGGUUUGAGGUUCCUUCCAAAACGGGGCUGGCUACUUUAGCCCCUCCCAUGAGCCUGAGGGUCUGUUAUAUCUCUGUUCCUUGAGUACCUCUCUGGCUGAGACGGAACACAGCAAGCAGAGGCUUAAAAAAAAAAAAGCACAAAGAAGAAGAAACAAAAGCUGCCAGUUAUGGAGGACACAAAGGACUCUGAACUGAAGAGAUGUUGCUCCAAAAAUAUACUGAUCAUCCUAGGCUUCUCUUUCCUCAUAGCUAUAAUAGCUUUGAUUGCUGUGGGGAUGACCCAGAACAAACCCUUGCCAGAAAAUAUCAAGUAUGGAGUGGUGCUGGAUGCAGGCUCUUCUCAUACCAGUAUAUACAUCUAUGCAUGGCCGGCAGAAAAGGAGAAUGACACUGGUGUGGUACGUCAGCUAGACGAGUGCACCGUGAAAGGUCCAGGAAUUUCAAAACAAGCUGAAUAUUUAGACGAUCUAGAGAUGUAUAUGUCUGAAUGCAUGGAAAAGGCCAUGCACGUGAUUCCGCAGUCCCACCACCAAGAUACACCUGUUUACCUGGGAGCCACAGCAGGCAUGCGAUUACUCAGUGCAGAAAAUAGAACACAGGCCAGAAUUAUCAUGGAUAAAGUGACACACACCCUCAACAAAUUCCCCUUUGACUUACGAGGUGCCAGAAUCAUCACCGGUGAAGAAGAAGGUGCUUAUGGGUGGAUAACAAUCAACUACCUGAUGGGUGAAUUCACUCAGAAAUCAAGUUGGUUUAACUUCAACACAGAUGAAAAUAGUUUUGAAACGUCUGGAGCUUUAGACCUUGGAGGUGCCUCUACACAAAUUACUUUUCAGCCCUUCCUAAAUGACACUUACGAGUCUCCAAAAAACAUGCUAUACUUUUAUCUCUAUGGCAAGUAUUAUAGUGUCUACACACACAGCUUUUUGUGUUAUGGAAAGGAUCAAGCACUCUUGCAGAAAUUGGCCAAGGGCAUUCAGGGUACAAAUGGAAUCCUCUAUGACCCAUGCUUUCAUGAUGGCUAUGAGAGGGUAAUGAACAUGAGUGACAUUUUCAAGACCUCCUGCACCCAGAAAUUUUAUAUGGCAUAUCCAUUCAAUCAGAUUAAAAUCAUUGGCGCUGGGAAUUAUGACAAAUGUUAUGCAAGCCUCCAUGAACUCUUCAAUACCAGUUUUUGCUUUUAUUCUUCCUGUUCUUUCAAUGGGGUUUACUUACCAAAACUCAAAGGCAAUUUUGGAGCAUUUUCAGCUUUUUACUAUGUAUUGGAGUUUUUAAACUUUACAUCAUCAGAAGUCCCUAAUAAGGAUACACUUGCUAACAUCUUGAGAGAGUUCUGCUCUAGGCCUUGGAAUGAGCUGAAGAAACAAUAUAAAAAUAUAAAGGAGAAUUACCUGAGUGAAUAUUGCUUUGCUGGAACCUAUAUUCUCACUCUCCUUCACAAAGGCUAUCACUUCACAAUGGAUACCUGGAAUAGAGUUCAUUUCAUGGACAAGAUACAGAACAGCAGCGUCGGGUGGAGUCUGGGCUACAUGCUGAACCUGACCAACAUGAUUCCAGCAGAGCAACCAGUUUCCAGGCCUCUUUCCAACUCCACUUACGUCUUCCUCAUGGUCUUCUUCUCUUUGAUCCUGGUUGUCGUGGUCAUUCUUGCCUUGCUCAUCUUUCACAAGCCUUCAUAUAUCUGGAAAGACAUAGCAUAGCAGGAGCAGUUGAAACCUACUGGCUGGAGCAAGAGGAAAAAGAAAAAAAACCAAAAACUUGUCCAGGGAGCAUCUUCUGCCAUAGUGGUAUGCAAGGUUAUCAUCCUUGUUCACCAAACCCAGUCAUGACAAGCCUGAAGCUUCCUUGGUUUUUGCUGAAGCCUUCAUGGGAAAUAUCUCACUAUCUUUUGCCUCAAGGACUUCUGACAGACAUUUCUCUUUUGUGAGUCUCAGACAUGCCCCCCCCCACCACUUUCUCUUUGUGCAUUUUGCUUGUGUAAUUCUUAAAGACUUUAGGCUUUUCAUGAUCUUUGUUUUAUAAAAAACAGACAAACAAACAGACUAUAUUGACUUUGUCCAGGAUAACUAAAAAAUCCUCAGUCCUGUGAUAGGAAGUUGUGCUAGUUAGAAAGAAAUUCUCAGGAACUGGUUUGAUUGUGUCCUAACAGGCUUCUUCUCUCUUGUUUCUCACUUAUUUAGAAAGCCAUACAAUGCUUGGAAAGGGCUGACUUCCAGACCAUUUUUCCAGCUUUCUAAACUAAGUAAAUAUGUGCUAGGGCCAAAGAGUCUGUCAAAGGGGAUGUAUGGAUGUGCUUAGACACUUCUUAUAUGAUGCUUAACCCAGGAUAAACAGGGAUGUGACAGCUACAUAUCCCUGGGUGAGGCCAAAAUUCUAGAGUCAAACCCUCAGAUUAGAGAUUUCUUUUUUUUGUAAGCUGAUCACAAACAGGUAUUCUGUUAUCAGGACAUACUACAUGGUAGUUAUAUACAUGUCAAAGAGAACAUUAGUUAUGACUCAGGGUUGGAAAAUGCAUCUUUCAAUAUAUCUGUUGGAGUUUUUAUUGUGAUACAUUAUAUGUAUAUGUAUAUGUAUAUGUAUAUGUAUAUGUAUAUGUAUAUGUAUAUGUAUAUGUAUAUGUAUAUGUAUAUGUAUAUGUAUAUGUAUAUGUAUACACACACAUAUAUAUAUACAUAUAUAUAUCAUGAAAUUCACCAUUUUAACUUUUACAACUUAGUGGUAUUUGAUUCUUUACAAAAAUGGACAACCAUCACCAUUAACUAAUUCUAGAAUAUAUUUUAUGAUCAUGAAAUUGACUACAGACAAGACUGUUUUGGGGUAGGUCAAACUUUUACUAACUUUCCAGUUGAAAAUUAAACUUAUUAACCAAUUGUACCACAAA